AGAGAGAGAGAGAGAGAGAGAGAGAGAGACUGCAGAUCCACCGCACCUUCACCAAGGUAAAGCAUGGCAAUGACUGGCCCAAGCUCAUGCUCUUCCAUGAGUAACCACACCAAGGAGCGGGUCACUAUGGCCAAAGUGACCCUGGAGAACUUCUACAGUAACCUCAUCGCCCAGCACGAGGAGCGAGAGAUGAGGCAGCAGAAGCUGGAGAAGGUGAUGGACCAGGAGGGCCUGGCAGAUGAAGAGAAACGUAUCCGGCGUUCCCAGCAUGCGAGGAAAGAGACGGAGUUCCUGCGUCUGAAACGAACUCGGCUGGGUCUGGAGGACUUCGAGUCCCUGAAGGUGAUUGGCCGAGGAGCUUUUGGGGAGGUUCGUCUGGUGCAGAAGAAAGACACGGGUCACGUCUACGCCAUGAAGAUCCUCCGCAAAGCCGACAUGCUGGAGAAAGAACAGGUUGGUCAUAUCCGUGCUGAGCGGGACAUCCUGGUGGAGGCAGACAGCCUGUGGGUGGUCAAAAUGUUCUACAGUUUCCAGGACAAGAUGAACCUCUACCUCAUCAUGGAGUUCCUGCCUGGAGGAGACAUGAUGACUCUGCUGAUGAAGAAGGACACUCUGACAGAAGAAGCCACUCAGUUCUACAUCGCUGAGACGGUUCUGGCCAUCGACUCCAUCCACCAGCUGGGCUUCAUCCACAGAGACAUCAAACCAGACAACCUGCUGCUGGACUCCAGGGGCCAUGUGAAGCUGUCUGACUUCGGGCUGUGUACGGGGCUGAAGAGGGCUCACCGCACCGAGUUCUACAAGAACCUGAACCACAGCCUGCCCAGUGACCUCAGUAAGCAAACAUUUCAGAACAUGAACUCCAAGAGGAAAGCAGAGACCUGGAAGAGGAACAGGAGGCAGCUGGCGUUCUCCACUGUGGGGACUCCAGACUACAUCGCUCCUGAGGUCUUCAUGCAGAACGGAUACAACAAGCUGUGUGAUUGGUGGAGCCUGGGGGUCAUCAUGUAUGAGAUGCUUAUAGGUUACCCUCCGUUCUGCUCGGAGACGCCUCAGGAGACCUACAGGAAGGUGAUGAACUGGAGAGAGACGCUCACCUUCCCUCCAGAAGUGCCGAUAUCUGAGAAGGCCAAAGACCUGAUCCUCAGGUUCUGCUGUGAGGAGGAGCACCGGAUCGGAGCUGCAGGUGUGGAGGAGAUCAAGUCCAAUCCGUUCUUUGAGGGCGUCGACUACGACCACAUCAGGGAGAGACCUGCUGCCAUUCCCAUCGAGAUCAAGAGCAUCGACGACACCUCAAACUUUGAUGAAUUCCCUGAUUCAGAUAUCCUCACACCAACAGUGGCUCCAGUGUCCAACCAGACCGAGGCGGACCUGAAGAACAAAGACUGGGUCUUCAUCAACUACACCUACAAACGAUUCGAAGGCCUGACGGCUCGAGGAGCCAUACCGUCCUACAUGAAGUCAGGCAAGAGAUGAAGACCACCACCAACCAUGAACCAGUGGUCCAGAAACCUCCUGCAGGUGUAAAAAGGAUGAACUCUUUCCAUUCUCUCUGUCUCCCCGAGAGACAGACAGACCAGGAUUUCUGUCUCUCGGGACUCGAUAAAGGGGCUCGACUUCAUCUGUUGCUUUCCAGGAAACUGCUGCCUUUUAUUUCCGCAGGUCUUCACUUUCUCUGAUGCUUCCGAGGGUACUUUUUCUACUUCCUGCUCACACACGAAGACCGAAAAAACUGAAAUCAAAGUGACUGGGAUUCUUUUCCACUUGCCUUUUUUUCACCAGUGGAUGCAGUGGGAUGUCUUAACUUCUGAUACCAGCAUCCAUGACAUUCCCUCACCACCGACCAGGACCAGGACCAGGACCAGGACCAGUCUGUGGGAGAAACAAACCAGGACUUCCACUUUCCAUUUGUCUCAUCGACUCCUACGCUGCAUUAAGUGGUCACUUGAAGUGAGCCGGGCGCUCUGCAGGGAUCCUGUCCACAUGUUCUCCCACUGUGAGGCUUCUCUAAAGUGCUGCUGGCUUCUAAACCUUAUAACCAAAGACUGUGAGCUCUCUCAGUGGUUCUCACUGUUUGUUUCUGCCUGAUUUAUCUGUCACCGUCACUUCUCACAACUUAUAACUGUAGCUGGUAACACUUUAGACCAGGGAACACACGUUUAGCAUUAUUAGCUGCUUAUUAGCAUGCAAAUAAGUCACAUAUUGGCUCUUAAUGAGUCUUUAUUCAGUAGUUAUUAAUGCAUUAUUCUGCAUGGCCUUAUUAUACAACCAGUAAGACAUUAAUCCAUUUAAGGCGGGAAAGCAUUACCGCUUUCUACCAUUAAAACCAGGGGGGCGCUGUUGUGUUAUUCUACCAUUAAAGGCGGGAAAUCGGAUUUGUCGUUUUGUAGUAUUUGUAGUUUUUUCCACCUGUUUUCGGUCUCUUGGCCAAUGAAAUGCAUCAGAAUACAUGUGGGAGUGUCGCAAUGCAUCAUGGGACUUUUCCAGAACUUUGAAAUCAUCACCAAAAUAAGACACAAAAUGACAAAAAAAACACACAAAAAGACAAAAAAUGACUGAAAAAAAGACGCAAAAUGACCAAAAAAGACACACAAUUAGUAAAAAAAGACACAA
Molecule: messenger RNA, 2613 nt
Organism: Centropristis striata (black sea bass)
Lineage: Eukaryota; Metazoa; Chordata; Actinopteri; Perciformes; Serranidae
Gene: stk38a
Product: serine/threonine kinase 38a
Exons: 14
Coding region: 64-1476 (470 amino acids)
Biological process (GO): peptidyl-serine phosphorylation; intracellular signal transduction
Molecular function (GO): ATP binding; protein serine/threonine kinase activity
Source: RefSeq, a predicted model, not a curated record